Messenger RNA from Phalaenopsis equestris, 2149 nucleotides. Its product is annotated as violaxanthin de-epoxidase, chloroplastic-like. The record is from RefSeq and is a predicted model, not a curated record. Gene Ontology annotation, molecular function: violaxanthin de-epoxidase activity. The transcript is spliced from 6 exons. NCBI's taxonomy places the organism in Eukaryota, Viridiplantae, Streptophyta, Magnoliopsida, Asparagales, Orchidaceae. Gene Ontology annotation, biological process: xanthophyll cycle. The coding region runs from base 226 to 1683 and encodes 485 amino acids.
CUUAAGUGGACCACGUUACGCGCCUCUUCUCCACACGAUCAUCUUAUCGGAUCCAUUCCUCGUCCUGCGCUUUCCAUAGCUCUCGUCCCGUCUACAACGCUAGAGCUUUCUGCUUUCCCAUUCUCAAACGAAAGCGGCAUCCUAGCGAAAUCCUUGCGAAUGCGAGGGUACUGAUACGCACCUCCCUUUAUCGGAAUCCUAAAAGGUUUUGUUGGCCACUUGAUUAUGGCUUAUGGUGUACACACCAACUGUUUUUCUUGGAAAGAUUACUCCACCGCAGUUGUCAAAUUGUCACCAGCAAGCAUUGGAAUCAUAAGCAAGAUAAGGAAGUUGCAUGGCCAACAUUUAAUUCUGGUGAAAUUCUGCUCUAGUAGAAAAAUGACAAAUAUCAGCUCACGGAAAAGCUGCAAGGUUUCAUUUCAUGGAUUGAACUGCAUACCUAUUUGUCAGAUGUCCAUCAGGAAGUCAUUUACACCAUGUAUGAAGUUCAAUUUUGGCACAAGCACUCCUGGGGAUGAUGGGGCACUAUAUCGUCGAGCAGCUGUUCAACUAAGCUUGUUUAAGUUGUUGGAGAAGGUAUCUAUUGUGGUCCUUACUGGACUCCUGUCAAUGUUAGCUAUUCAGCCAGCUGGUGCAGUUGACAGCCUAAAAACUUGCGUUUGUCUACUUAGAGAAUGCAGGGGGGAACUAGUCAGGUGCAUUAGUAACCCAGCAUGCGCAGCAAAUAUUGCAUGCCUCCAGACAUGUAAUGAUCGGCCUGAUGAGACUGAAUGUCAGAUAAAGUGUGGUGACUUGUUUGAGAAUAAUGUGGUUGAUGAGUUCAAUGAGUGUGCGGUAUCACGCAAGAAAUGUGUUCCUAUGAAGGGUGAUGUUGGUGAAUUUCCUGUACCCAGCCCAUCUGCCCUUGUGAGAAACUUCAAUAUGUCAGAUUUCAAUGGGAAGUGGUACAUAACAAGAGGCCUAAAUCCAACUUUUGACACAUUUGAUUGCCAGUUGCAUGAGUUCCAUGUUGAAUCUGGGAAACUCAUUGGCAAUAUAUCAUGGAGGGUGCGAACUCCAGAUGGUGGUUUUCUUGCUCGAUCUACUCUACAGAGAUUUGUGCAAGAUCCUUCACAGCCUGGAAUUCUCUACAAUCAUGACAAUGAAUACCUCCAUUAUCAAGAUGACUGGUACGUUUUGUCAUCUAAAGUAGAGAACAAGCCGGAUGACUACAUCUUCAUCUACUAUCGUGGUAGAAAUGACGCAUGGGAUGGCUAUGGAGGAGCAGUUGUGUACACGAGGAGUCCACAACUCCCUGCAACCAUAAUACCCGAACUUGAAAAUGCAGCAAAGAAAGUUGGAAGAGAUUUCACCAAGUUCAUCGCUACAGACAACACCUGUGGCCCAGAACCUCCUUUGGUGGAAAGACUGGAGAAAACUGUGGAGGAAGGUGAGAAAACCAUUAUUAGAGAAGUGGAGCUUAUUGAAGAUGAGGUUGUGAAGGUGGGCAAGACUGAGCUGACGCUGUUGGAGACACUGUUAGAGAGACUUGCUGAGGGAUUCGAGGAAUUCAAAAAAGAUGUGGAGCUCUUCCGCAGAGGCCUGGGCCAGGAAGAAAUGAAGCUUCUGAAUGAUCUCAAGAUGGAAGCAAGCCAGCUGGAGAAGGUUUUCGGAAAUUCGCUACCGUUGAGAAAGCUAAGAUAACUGGUUUUGUGGUCUUAACACGAAGGUAUUCAUAACUCCAUCUGCAAAAUCCUUGUUGAAUUCAAUUUUGUUAAAAUCUAUGUUGAAGCUUUGUAAAAGUAAAGCACCUCAAUUUCUGUAAGGGGCCACUAUAAUUCUUUCUUCAUGUUGAAAAAUACUGAUUAGGAGGAGCUGGAGCAAGAAUCAAACUUUUUUUCAAGGAAAAAAAUUAUGAAUGGCUUCAUCUACUGACAAUUGUCAUAUUUAUGUUUUUGGUUGGUAGAAGAGUGGAUUAAGGACAAAAAAAUAAAAUAUAAAAAUAAGUUGUUAGAUUUCAGUUUGCUGCCGCUUUUGCUGAGAUCUGGUAUUUAGCUUUAUUUUCUACAGAAGAAACUUUCUUAAACCCAGCCAAUCAGCGCAGUUGUUAUACAUCUUUUUAGUUAUAUAGCAUAGAAAUAUGUUAUUUUGGCCGACCAUUUUAUCUUUU